Molecule: messenger RNA, 1271 nt
Organism: Syzygium oleosum
Lineage: Eukaryota; Viridiplantae; Streptophyta; Magnoliopsida; Myrtales; Myrtaceae
Exons: 9
Coding region: 1-1101 (366 amino acids)
Biological process (GO): RNA (guanine-N7)-methylation
Cellular component (GO): tRNA methyltransferase complex; nucleus; cytosol
Molecular function (GO): tRNA (guanine(46)-N7)-methyltransferase activity; protein binding
Source: RefSeq, a predicted model, not a curated record
AUGGUGGACUCGGGGCUCUCCGGUUCGAACGAAACCAGCUACAGCAGCGGCGUGUGCUCCACGCCGACCGGCACGGAGGCUCCCUCCUCAUACGCGACGCCGCCGGAUACGGAAGCCCUGAGGAGGCUCUCCGACAGCCUCGAAUCGAUCUUCGAGCGCCCGCGCUCCGGCGCCGGCUCGUCCUUCUCCGACGCCGCGAGGUCCCCGUCCACCGUUUGCGGGUGUUGUGAGAAGAGAGUAAGUGCUGUUGCAGUAAGCAAUGAUGGCCUAUUUGUGUGUUUUGCUGAUAAAUUUGGAGUUGUUUGGGUUGUGAGUUUAAAGGAGGAUGCUGAAAAUCAGGCUUUGCCUGAUAAAAAAGCAGCACCAAUGCUGGCUCACUAUUGCAGCAUCAUCACUAGCUUGGAAUUUUCUCCAGAUGGACGGUUCAUUGUCAGUGCUGAUCGGGAUUAUAAAAUUCGUGUUACUGUGGUUCCCAAGAAUCCAUUGGAUGGGGCUCACGAGAUACAAACUUGUUGCUUGGGUCAUUCUGAAUAUGUAUCCUGCCUUGACUUCAUUCGUUCCCCAGAUUAUCCACAUGGGCUUCUUGUUUCAGGAAGCGGUGAUUCCACUGUUCGCCUUUGGGAUGUGACAUUGGGUUCUCUCUUGGAUACUUGUGAAAUUGGAGCUAAGGCAGAACUUUCAGCUACUGAUGGAAUAGAAGAAGAGCCCUGUCAUGCUGUCACUGAUCUUUGCACUUGUCCAAAUGGUACAUCCAUAGCAUUGGCAGUUCAGAGCUUGAAAGGUGUAAUGCUUCUGAACUGUGAUCUUUCUGCUAAAACUCUUUCUAUAGCCAAGGUGAUACUCGUUGAAGGAGAGACCUUAAUACCGACAAGCUUGGGGACAAGCUUAUCCGAGGGACUUCUGUGGAUGGUCACCGGUAUCUCUAAGUUGCGUGGUUCGGACCAAUCCUCUUUGGCUCAAGUGAGGGCCGUGUCUGCUUUUGAGGACAACAGUGUACAGCGGACGGAACAUAAUCCUCUUGAGAGGAUUAUGUUCAAGUACAUUGAGCUAUGUGUUGAUAUGCAGAGGGGGAGAUUUGCCAAGGAUGUUCAAGUACAUUGAGCUUUAUGUUCAAGUACAUGGAAAAUGUAGAUGAAUGUAUUUCAUUUUCAUAUUAUUAUAAUAUUUUGAUGUUAUUAAGUGCUUAAUCAAUGUUAAAUACAAAUUCUAGAAAUUAAUUUUGCUUUUAAUUAGAUUUAAAAUCGAAAAAUAAAAGAAAUGAUUUUAUCAUA